AAAUCAUCUCCAUGUCAGUUGUCCCAGAUCGACGGUUUCAUCGCCAAGAAGUAUCGCACUGAAGAUGCCUAGCCUCACUGAUGAGCAAAUAAAGUGACUUGCCCAUCACAACAAGAAUGAUGUAGGCAGCAGAAACAGAAUGGCAGCCAGGGUGGCAAGCUGUUUUCAGUGGAUAGUAAUAUACACACUUGCCUAAAAGAGUGAAACCUCAGCUGAAUGGCAGGAGUCUUGCUGCAGGAUGUUUGCGUCAAGAAAACCAGAGUUGUUUCUGAGAUGCUUGUGCUAUUGUUUCUAACGUCAACAUUCCUUGGUCUUGCAUCGGCAGGUCAAGGGAUUUGCUACCCAAAGUACGGCUGUUUCCAUGACAACCCGCCGUUCAAUCGUCCUCUCGUACCACUUCCUCAUCCUCCCGACAGAGUUGGUACAAACUUCCGGCUCUUUACUCGUUCCAAUCCCCUCAUUUCAAACGUCAUCGACGACAGUGACGUCAGCAAGCUACAGGCCUCUAGGUACGACGGGAAGAAAAGGACGAUUAUCAUAGUUCAUGGUUUUAUCGAACAUGGUUCAGUCCCUUGGAUGAACAGGAUAAGACAUGCUCUGAUCAAACAAGAGGACGCAAACGUCAUCACCACAGACUGGUCUAGAGGAGCGACCAUUCCAUACGAACAGGCGACCGCGAAUACGCGCAUGGUUGGCGCCCAGAUCACCGAACUGAUCAAAUUCCUCAAUAAUCAGACUGGGAACACUCCAGCCUCCUUCUACCUAGUAGGGUUCAGUCUAGGAGCGCACAUCUCUGGAUAUGUGGGCAGAAGGAUCGCAAAGACGGGACAAAAACUCAACAGAAUCACAGGCCUAGAUCCCGCCAGCAUCCAUUUUGUGAACGCACACGUGGACGUGAGACUGGACCCUAGCGACGCGGACUUUGUUGACGUCAUGCACACUGACAUGGACCUUGCGGGCACACCUACGGUCAGUGGUCACAUUGACUUCUACCCAAAUGGCGGCAAGAAACAGCCAGGGUGCCGGGACUUACUAGACGGUCCUAUUAAUUACGUGAUUUGUGACCACAUGCGCGCCCCGGAGUAUUACGCCGAGUCUGUGACCACCACGUGUCCCAUGCUCGCAUUCCCCUGUACGUCCAUGGAUGACUUUGAGCGCGGGUACUGCUUCGACUGCGAAAACAGACCGUGCCCCUCAGUCGGGUACAACGCGGGCAAGAGAAAGGGCGUGGCCACCGGGAAGCACUUUUCCUUAACUAACGCAGACAAGCCUUUUUGUGUUCACCAUUACCGCAUAUCCUUCAAGACCGGACACAGUUGGUGGGCUGGACACGCGGACGCAAUCCACGUCACCUUAUAUGGCAAAAACGGAAACAGUGGCGUAAUCAGAUUUAAGAGUCGGAAUAUCUACAAGGGUACCAAGGAGAUGUUCGUUGCCCCGGUAACCAAGGAUCUUGGAACAUUGACCAAGAUUGACGUGCGACAUAAUGGUAUCCCUGUCAUCUCCAAGUGGUUUCUGGAAAAGGUCCUCAUUCAACCAGAGAACACCGAGAGAAAGUACACUGGUUGUUUCAACUCCUGGCUGAAUAGUGCAGGCGGAAUCAGAGCUUUACAGCAAGGAGAUAACAGCUGUUAACUCGUAGUCACAUGAUUUGAUACUCCCGUUUAAUACAUCAUGUCAUUUUUUCCACAAUAAACUGCUUGUGACCCUU
This is a messenger RNA of Nematostella vectensis (starlet sea anemone), 1711 nucleotides long. Its product is annotated as inactive pancreatic lipase-related protein 1. The record is from RefSeq and is a predicted model, not a curated record. Gene Ontology annotation, biological process: lipid metabolic process. The transcript is spliced from 11 exons. Lineage: Eukaryota; Metazoa; Cnidaria; Anthozoa; Actiniaria; Edwardsiidae. Gene Ontology annotation, molecular function: protein binding; triacylglycerol lipase activity. Bases 217 to 1635 code for a protein of 472 amino acids.